AGCAACACGGAUCGGGUCAGUUCAGUCGUGCAGGUCCAGCCAGUCUCCUCCCUCUUCACUCUCCCCUCCCUCGGCGUCACUCUUUCACUCUUUCCCCUCCCCCCUCCUACCAAGUCGUGAUUCCCCCCCUCUCUUUCUCUCACUCUCCCGCCCUGCAUCACCCCGUGCUCUAUAUAAAGUGUGCCGCUUUGACAAGCUCAUGCCCAGUUUGCGACCAGCCGUCGUUCGAGGUGCAGGGUUUUUUGUUUUUCGCUAUUCGUCGCGUGAGUUAGUUACGUGGACGCAUUGUUGGGUUUCCCCCGUCGGUGCGCGGUCGCGAGCUGUGAAGCAGAGAGAGAGACGUGUGCGCGAGGUCGGUGCAGCGGCCUCCGUGAUGGAGUAGGCCCGCCCGGGGAGAGACAGAGAGAGUGACUGCAGCAGGAGUUGCCCCGGGACUGUCGUGGGGCGAUGCACACCGCCGCGACGCUGCUGCUGGUCGCCGCGACGCUGGUCGUCGUGGCGGGCAGGAGGCAGACCCCGCUCAGGGACCCGCUGGAGCCGGGCAGGAUGCGCUCCGCAGAGUGCCAGUUCGGGCGGCAGAUGAAGGAGCUGGGCUCCACGUGGUUCGCGGACCUGGGUCCGCCCUUCGGCGUCAUGUACUGCAUCAAGUGCGAGUGCGUGGCGGUGCAGAAGAAGCGACGCAUCGUGGCGCGCACGCACUGCCGCAACAUCAAGAGCGAGUGUCCCCAGCCGAGCUGCGAGGACCCGGUGCUGAUGCCGGGCCGCUGCUGCAAGACCUGCCCCGACGACUACAGUCCAGACAUGAUGGAUCCGCCUCCGUCCAUCGAAGAUGAGGACAAGAACAUGAAAGACUACGCGGCGCUGCUGACGGGCCGCACCUCGCUGGUGCUGAAGAGGGACGACGCGCUGAUGGCGCCCUCCACCUCGCACAACAGCUACGACCUGGUGGCCACGGGCCGCUUCACCUUCCACCGCCGCAACCUCUACUACUCCUUCUACACGCCGGAGGCGGCGGGCCGGCCGCGCGCGCUGCAGUUCGUCGACGUAGAAGGCAACAUCCUGGAGGAGCAGGCGCUGGUGCCCCCGGACGGCGUGGUGCGCAGCGCCUACCAGAACGCCACGGGCAAGGUGUGCGGCGUGUGGCGCCGGGUGCCCCGGGACUACCGCCGCCUGAUCCGCGAGCAGCGCCUCUACGUGUGGCUGAUCUGGGGCGGCGGCAGCUGGCCCGAGCAGUCGCUCAGCGGCCAGGUGGCCAGGUACAAGGCCCUGAGCUCGGAGAUGUUCUCGUCGCUGCUGCAGCCGGCGGAGGACGGAGACCGCGUGGCCAUGCACGGGGCGGGAGGGACGGCCAUCGUGUCCACGAAGCACGGCACGCCCUCCGUCCACAUCUCGCUCGUCUUCAACGGCGUGUUCGCCCCCGACGAGAUAGAGAACGUGCCCGUCGUGGUCCGGCUGGAGCACCCGGAGAAGGACCACGUGGUCUUUGAGGAGGAGGUGCGGGUGCCGAAGCCGGCCCACGAGCUGAACGUGGUGGAGGUGCGGUCCCCCGUGUCGGUGCAGGACCUGCGCCACCUCACCCGAGGUCACCUGGUGCUGUCGGUAGCCUCGCGGCGCAGCCCCCGGGAGCUGAGGCUGCAGGGCAGGGUGGGCACCCGCGUCGCCUGCGAGAUCUUCCAGACGCCGCUGUCGUCGGUCCGCCCGGACCCCGAGGAGAAGGACCCGCGGGCGCCCGAGGGGGGCGAGGCCUCGGGACUGGCCUGGCUGUACGUGGGGCGCGACGGCGCGCUGGCCUACAGCGUGCAGGUGGCGGGCCUGCCGGACGGGGAGACGCCCUACGUGACGGUGUCGUCGGGGCGCGGGCGGCGCCGCGAGGACCUGGAGGACCUCACGCCCUCCUUCCGGCGCGGCUGGGCCAACGGCAGCGUGGGCGCGCCCGGACCGCGUGAGCUGGAGGAGCUGUACGCUGGCGAGCUGAGCGUGGACGUGGCAGUCAGCUCCGCCGGGCGCGUGGCGGUGACGCGCGGGCGGCUGCAGGCGAGGCCCGUGGCCGACGCCAGGGACUCCCCUGCGCCGGCGCUGCUGACCCGCCCGCCCGGCGCGCCCGGUCCUCUGGAGCUGGUGGCCAUGGCCUGGACCGCCGUGCUGGACGACUGCAGCCUCGUGUACGAGGUGGUGAUGUCGGGGCCGAGCCCUCACGACGGCGCCCUGCAGCUGUACCUGGAGUCGGUGCCCCUGGACCUGCCCGGGGCCCCGCGGAGCCGGCGGCUGCUGGAGGAGUUCCGCGGCGACCAGGUGGAGGGCUUCGACAACGCCGCGAGCCCCGGCGACCUCAUGCAGCUGGAGGCCGGGGUCUCCUCCCUCGAGGUGGUGGACGCCGGCACGGGCGCCGUGCUGCUGCGCGGCCGGAUAGCGCAGGUGAAGCUCCCGCUGAACUGCCUGCCCCAGUACCGCGACAACGACGUGCCCGCCGACCCACAGACGCAGACGCACGGGGACACGCCCCCCGAGGGGAAGACGUGCUUCCACGAGGGGGCCUUCCGCGAGGACGGCAGCCAGUGGAGGCCGCGCUCGGACCCGUGCCUGGUGUGCAGCUGCCUGCGCGGCCACACACGCUGCGACGCCAUGGUGUGCCCCCCGCUCCGCUGCCCCGGGGGGGAGGCCCCCGUCCGCCCGUCCUCCCGCGAGUGCUGCCCCGUCUGCAACGGGACGGUGGUGCAGCCGGAGAGCAACACCAGCGCCACGCGCGGCUGCUACAUGGGCGGGCUGUUCUACCCCGCGGGGCGCUCCUGGCACCCCUACCUGCCGCCCAACGGCUUCGACACCUGCACCGUCUGCUCCUGCGCCGCGGACUCCCUGGAGGUGCACUACCACCGCACGGAGUGCCCCCCGCUGGCGUGCGACGAGAAGCUGGCCGUGCGGCCCGACAAGAAGGCGUGCUGCCGGCAGUGCCCGCCCGCGCCGCCGGCCGACGAGCCCGGGGACCAGCCCCUGGCUCUCCCGGCGCGCCCCGCUCCCCGGGACGUGCUGGCCUCCGGGGGCUGCCGGGGGGCGGGCGGCGCGGGGCUCUACGGCAACGGCGAGGAGUGGCACCCGCGCGUGUCCCCGCACGGCGAGAUCAAGUGCGUCACCUGCAGCUGCAAGGACGGCAAGACGAGGUGUGAGCGCAAGCGCUGCACGCGAUCAGCCUGCCGUGCUGGCCAGGCGAGCGACGGCACGGACGACUGCUGCCCGCUCUGCAAGCGACACAGGAGACACCACAAGCCGCCCGCCAACAGUUGAAGGCCGGCCGCUUGCACUGCAGAGUUUCUCCACGGGGGGGAAAAAAAGCGAUAUUUAUCACCACAAAGAAAUAAAUUUCACAGAAAUUCCUUCCAGAAUAAAUGUUUCUUGUAAAUUUUUUUAAAAUUUUUUUUUACUCUUGACGCGUGGAUUUUUUUUGGAGCCGGGAAAGAGACUCGGAACAUCGUCAUAUCGUGGAAUGUGAAUCGACACACCAAUAAAUGGCGUUGUACAGUUAUCAAACUUUUAGAGGUUGUUUCAAGGGAGUAGGCUGAACUCUUGUGAUUUGCGGUAACGUUGCGUGUGCCCGAGAGAUUUUUUUUUUAUUUGGCUCGAGAACGUUCCUUGCAAUGAAAUCAUAGAGCUGUCUGCAGAUUUUAAACACAAAAUGUUUGGGAUGUACGGUAAAGUUACAGUUGCAUGAAGCGCGUUAACUAUCCCGGUUGUUUCUUUCAACAGCAGUUCUGCAUGGUGUGAGGCUGUCUAUGACCCACUGUCGCAGAUGCAUCCGUCACGUAACAAGGAUUCGGAAGUGGCCUUGUAUUCUAAGGAAGCUGCAUAGUUUGGAACGGGCUGAUUUUGUAGGAAUUUGCAUUUGUACAUACAUUUUGUGCUGAGAUUUUGCCUGCAUUUUUUUAAAUUUUUGUUUUUAACUUAUUGCAGAACAUGUAAAUAAACUUUUUGUGGUGAUGAGCGUUUGCUUGAGUUACACCGAGAGUAUAUUUUCCAAGCACUAAACCACAUAUCACUCAUGAUUGUGUACAUACAACUUAGUUAUUUUCUGUACAUAUGUAUUGUGUCUGUGUUUAGGCAGUUUUCAAGAGAAUUCCCAAUUAAGUUAUAUUUUUGUACAAUCCGGAACUGUGUAUGUUGGUGCCUCGUGCGUAUGCACUGGGGUUAAGUCAAAGCAAGAGAGAGAGUAAUUGUUACCCUUUAAACCAAAGAAGACUGAGAAAAAAAUGAAGCUUAUAAACGUAAUCGGUAGACUCUUUCUAUAUUAUUUAUUACUAAGUCUGUUGUAACAGUAACAAAUUAGAUCAGCAUUAGUUGUAGAGACAAUUAAAUGUACGUAACGUGUUUUUCUUGCUGAGUAAGGUGACCUGUGAAAGAUUGUUGAUCAUUUGUAAAUCAGUAAUCUCGAGCACCGAAUCACCAAGUUGUUGUUAAGACUAGAGAAUACUAUACUUACGUUGUGCUUAGCUAAUAACAAAGAAUUGCUGAAUCACAGCAUAAUUAAUGAAAUGUACUUAUUGGUAUUGUACGUUGCAAACGGUUCUGUUGAACUUUCACAGAGUGGCUGGAAAGUAAUAGUCUAUCUACCAUUAGUCUUCAUUUAAAAUUAUUUUUUUGUGUGUAUGCAUAACUGUAUGUUUCUGAUUUACAGAUGCAAAGUAGAUAACAGUAUUAAAAACUUUGAGGCUACAAUAGACAGACAAUGUUAACUGAGUUUCAUAUAAUUUCUUUAUAUUCUAGAAGUAUGCAAUUAUAAAACUUAUGACAUGUGGCCUUUCUUUGAUUUAAAUUUUGAAGUAGGAAGUAGUGCUAUGAUUCACUAGUGUACCCAUAUGGUUGAGAUUUGAGUGUUUCUAAUAUAUAACACACUUGUCUUUUUGAUAAAAUGUUUAGAAUACAUUAUCUAGCUGAGUAGGUACCAGCACAAUUAAAUUUUUGUCUUUGGUAACGCAUUACAAUAUUUUAUAAGAAUAUUUAUUUUAUCAUAACAAAGGACAAUUUAAAUCUGUGUGUAUUAUUGGGACGGGCUAUAAUGUUGUAAUGUUUCUAGGAGGUUGGUAGUGCUGCAUCAUUGUGAUGUUCUAGAAAAUGUUAUGAAUCUCUUGAUUAAAUUCUUGUCCAAAAAAUGAUUACGUGCCAAAUAUCUCUGCGUGAAAAUUAUAUUUAUCACUUUGGAGUCUUCCAAAAACAUGCUUUUGAGAAUUGUUUACAGUAGUAUAUUUUUCAUACUAGAAUAGUGGUCCAUGCUUUUACACACUGAGUCACUUAGAGUUGUAAUUAAAAAACAAGAGAAAAAAUACAAUAUUUUGUUAAUUAUACAAGUCACUAAUAUGUGUACUAUUGAAUAAAAUAUUAAUUUAUUGUGACUACAAAAAAAUGGUAAGAAAUAGUUCUUUGUAACUAUGUAAUUAUGUAUUUUGGAUAUUUAAAUGUGGCAUUCUGAGUUUUAAAGUGCCUUUUCACAUUGUCACAAUUUUUUAUAGCUAACAAAUUUAUUAAUAAAAAAUAAAAGAAAUAUAUUUCCAGUUUCUUAAAUAGCUGACCACUUUGGAGGAGAAAAUAAAGAAGACUGCUAAAAAUCAUAAAUUUAUCCAAAAAUUAUCAAAAUAUCCUAUUUCAGUUGGUUUUUAUUUUUAUUUAUUGAUAGUUAAUAAACACUCAAUAGAUGCUAUUGGUUAGAUAACCUCAGCUGACAAAUGGUUUUUCAAUAAUAAAGAACAUUACAUGACUUGAGUUCAUUUUCAAAAGUUGGUGAAAUCAAAGAAACUUUUUAACUUGAAAUCAUACAAACAUCAUGUAGAGACUAACUGGAUUACAAACCUAUCCAUGUAUCCAAGCAUGUUAUCAUUCUUCAAAAAAAACAUAUUGUAAAGUAGUAUUUCAGUGGUUUUAACAAGAAGCUGCUACCUAGAACAUAGAAUUGCCAGAUUAUUAUUUUUGGUUAAUCUUGAACCUUGUUAUAACAUUCACCUGCUAGGAGCAAGAAGAAAAAGUUUUAUGAGCAGGAUACGUACAUUUUUAAGAAUAAUAUUUUCUUUCUUUCUUAUGUUAUUUAAUAGACAGUUCAAUGACAAGCACCAUGCAUUGCUCAUAGUUCAUAGUACUUUAAGGCUGAUUAAGUGAUAUUAUAAGUAAGAAAUGUUAAAGAAUAAAAUGUUAUAUGUAAUACAUACGCACAAAAUUUAUGUUUUUUCUCAUGGGUUAAAGACUCGGAAAUUUCGCGGAUUUGUUUGGCGCCAGGCUGAAAUUCAACCAACGUUUGCUUUUCCAUCAGCCAAUGUCUAAGUGAGACCCUUUUGUGACAUACCUGAUUGGCUUACUUCUCUUCUAUCUGUAAUGGUUUCAUUGUCUCGAAGGGGCGUGUCCAUAUAACUGCAGUUCAAUCAUGGACACAGUGCUAGAGCGUGGAGAUUUGCAUUCUAGCUUGCAACCAAAUGAAUCUGCGACAUUUCCGUACUUCUACUCACAAAGGAAUCCUUUACUCUGCAAAAUGCAGGCGAAAGACGUGACCACAAAUGCUACGACAGUGUUCUGCUGUAUUUUGCAUCAGACCUGCUGAGUUAUAGGUUUUAUCUUUUUAUUUAUUCUUAAAUUGUACAUCGAGGUUCUACACAAGCUGGACUGCAUGUAAAACUGCACUCUGACUGGUCGUCUGUGGCCACGGUUGCUAAGGCCACCUCAUAGGUGAAGAAAUUAAUCUCAUUAUUUCCUUCCCCUCUCUUUCUUUCCGACUUAAUUAAUUAAUUUACAUGCACAUUCUGUAUCCUAAUUAUUUAAUUUUUGAAGGUCCAUCUUGUUAUCUGCACACAACUCUUGAACUAUCAACUUUUCCGUCUAGAAGUACCUAUUUGAGAUGUAAGGAUGUGUAUUAAAUACACUUUUUGCACACUGUAGUUUUAAGCAUGUCAGUAGAAAGAAUUGAAUUGGCUUGUUAGUGCAGAGACAGUAUAAUAAUAUAUAUAAUUUUUUUUUUAAAUUUUACAUGUGCAUGUUUGUGUAAAUGUUUUGAUUGUUUUUUUUUUUGUUUUUUUUUUUAAAUACUCACCACGUACCUGUUAGUGUACAAUGAUGCGCUGCCUGUGGAAUUUCUACAAAUUAAGUUACUGUUGCCACAUUUGCCGAGUUUAAAGUUUUAAAAUAUAAAAAAAAUGAUUAAAACCAACUUUCAUACAGUUUUUUUUUAGUUUGGUUCAUAUGAAAAAUAUAAAAUUUAAAUUUUAUUAAAAUCAACUUAAAACUGAUGUAAUGUCUUUCGUCAUUAUUGGGAGAAAUUUGUGAAUUAAUUUGCUGACUCCAAUCACACGCACAUUUAUAUGAAUUUAUUUUAUAACGCAAGCAUUAAAUAUUCAUUGUGGCGUAAAUGACAAGACUGUAGAGACUGUAGAAAGUCAGUGGUGACUACCAGAAUUAAAAGUUGUAAUCAGUAGCACACAUAACUUAAAUGUACUAAAAGAGCAAAAUCAGCCAAUGAUGAUGAAUGUGCAUUUGAUAGAUGCCAACCCUGAUAAAAAAAUCUUGCAACACCAAGGGAAUUAGUCAUUAGCAAACUGAUGUAGAGCAACACUGUCUUCGUGGCAAAUAAAUUUACUAUCUCGAGCAUGAAGGAGAUUAGAAGGUUGCUUAAUUCACAAAAUUUUUCCAUUCCCUAACAACACAUUACGUAAGACUGCCAAGUUGCCAUGAGUGAACGUUGUGAAACACUUGCUGUCUUGUUAUUGUAAUAUUUGGCGCUGUGCCUUAUAGAAAUGUCGAGGCCGGAGGUAUUGGUCGGCUGAUUGGUUUCGCACUGGACAGAAAGAACAAUAAGUCAGUCCCACGUGGAUAUUAGCGGCACCGAAGUGAAUCUAGGGCUGAGCAGGACAUGCAAAACACCUUUUACAUCGUCAAUUUUUUCAAUUUUUUUUUCCCAUUUGAUCCGUUGAAUUCAGUCUGUUCACAUUGAUAUAAUAUAUUAUCACACCAGCAACAUUUUUUUUUUAAUUUGAUCAUUUGAAUUUAAUCCAUUGACUUUACAUUUAUUUGAUACAUGUGAAAUAAGAUUAUGUUUUUGGACUUGCUUCAGAAGUACAAAAAUUAUUUUAAAAUAUUAAUGAAAAUUCCAUUCAAGAAAAUAUAUAAUUUGUUGGAAACAAAAAUCUUGAAUGAAUGAACAUUACAUCCCUUAAACGACAAGAUGACCAAGUUUUUGAAUUAGAUGUGAUUUGAUGCGUAAAUGGAAUGUGUGAAACACCUCCAAAGAUGCUAAGAGACGUCUGGAAUGCAUCUAAACUGUGGUCCAGUUGCAGAAUCCGACCAAUGUGAAGAUCCAGCUCAUCACACACAGAGUUCAGCCUGCUGCAAGCCACAAACGUAAACUUGGAAUAGUCUGCCGUCAAAAGAAUCUAGGUGAAAUAUCUGUCAAUGUGACAUUUAUUGCCGUGUUUUUCGCAAGCAAAAAAAAAUUUUUUUUUAACACCUUGAAGCUAAAUUCCAAGUCAGGUUGAUAAGCAACUAUUAAUAUGAUUUUAAUAAAGUAUAAAUAAUGUGUUCUUAAUAUUAAAGGAUGUGUUCAUGGUUUUUUUACUCAUAAUUUAACUAUUCAUUGUAAUAAAAAAUAUAAAUAAUUUUAGCAUAAGUUUAUGCUCCUGUGCUGAGUAACAUAUAAUCUGCUGGUGACUUUUAAAUUUGAAAUUGCACAAUUCUUUGGUGAAAGUAAUUUGUAGAGAACAAACUAAUGUCACUGAGCAUCAUAUCUAUGGACAAAGUUGAAAAUGGAGAGGCUCAUUAUCCUGUGUACAUUAUGCAGUUGUUAUAUGACUUAAUUAUUUGUAAUGUGGUGUAUUACAUAUUUUUAAUAGUGUAUAAGUAUUACAGUAGUCACUAACAUAAGAUCUUAAGUUUAAACAUGUUUGCUGCGUCGUGAGUUGGGCAGUCAUUUGCCCGCAGGAAUGUAUAACGUUCACGUGAGACGUCGAGUGGGAUUGUCAAAAUACUGUUUAUGCUCAUGCUUAGCAAGUCUGUAAUGUGCCUAAUGUAUUAUGCUAUGAGUAAUACUGGCUUGUAUGUAUUGAAGAAUACUGGACAUUAAAAACAAAAACCUUCAA
Messenger RNA from Bacillus rossius redtenbacheri, 9095 nucleotides. It is a transcript of the gene sog, whose product is annotated as dorsal-ventral patterning protein Sog. The transcript has 14 exons. Lineage: Eukaryota; Metazoa; Arthropoda; Insecta; Phasmatodea; Bacillidae. Gene Ontology annotation, biological process: multicellular organism development; dorsal/ventral pattern formation; negative regulation of BMP signaling pathway. The record is from RefSeq and is a predicted model, not a curated record. The coding region runs from base 448 to 3279 and encodes 943 amino acids. Gene Ontology annotation, molecular function: BMP binding.